AUUGGAUAUCCGUGUCCUUUUGAAUAUGAGCGUUACUUUGUGUAUUAGUGUGAAAGUAAGAUUGAAGGCAAUUAGUGCUUAUGUUGUCAGCUGAUUCUUUGUUUCGCAUUUCCUGUUGUUGACUUCACCUUGACAUACAGAUGUGCUAUUUGGCAACAUGAACCAAUACGUUGUUUUAUUGUGUUGUGUUGAUUAUUUCUGUCCAUCUGUUUCUCUAUAACUACCACUAAAUGUAGAUGGGUCAUUGCAGCUCGUUAGCCAAGCAUACCGAGUUUGGUAGAGGUUGGCUCAUGUACUCCAUAAUUAUUUUUGCAUGACCACUGUAGAUAGUGUAUUCAUGACGUUAUCCGCAAUAUUUCUGACACUAGUAAGUCAGUCAAAAGGCAAUAGCAAUUCAGCAUAUGGCAUGAUUGCAUAUCGGCGUCGGUAGUGAAAGUUGUAGCUCCAUUUAAAGGUGAAAUCAAGGAAAGGGUAGAGUAAGUGCUGACGGGUGCCAACGAGCGAAAAACCUAGCUCUACAGCUUCCUGCCGAUCACCCUCAACCAACUAACGUAGAAUAACAUGCAACAAGUAAACAGAACAGAAUUUUAAAAGAUGUCUACUUUAGAAGAAGACAAGGUGUGGAUGCAUUUCCAAAGGCAAUAUAACUGAUCUUGAUUCAGGUCUCAGUCUUUACUUGUGCUCCUCAGACCUCAACACUGUGACACCAGUUAGCCUUCAUUAAUUAGUGCUAUUUUUUAUUUCGCCACCUAAUUGUGUUAGUAGCCAACUAAUAUAUUUUCAACUAGCAAGCAGCAAAGAAAUCAUUCGUUAUCCGAUGUAAAUGUUACUGAAAAUAGGCAGUGUUUCUGCAUAUCUUCAGGCAUAAUCUUGAGCAAAUCAUGAAGUUUCCAAUGUUAAAAAAAUUGUUACUGAUCGAACUUCCUAUUUUUAGACCAACCAGUUAACUUACAAACCCAAUUCAGUGAUUGCUUAAAUGUCUGGGAUAGCAACACACCGGACUCCAAUAAGUAUUUUGCAAGAAGUUUGUGUUAAAAAAGGUAUAACUCCUAUCUAUGAACUUGUGUCGAGUGAAGGACGAAUCCAUGAGCCACUUUACGUAUUUUUAUGUACGGCUGGUCCCUUUAGUGCCACUUCAAAAGGGGCAAGCAAAAAAAGAGCCAAACAUCAGGCAUCAUAUCUGAUUUUGUUGAAAAUGCUAAAUAGUCGACUUUUGACGGAAUCGGAGAGAUAUACUCUUCGAGACAUACAUAUUGCUGCAGCUAACGUUUUGGGAUCUGACUUCAUGGAUUCUAUUGAUGAUGUAGAAUUGGAUGGUAUACCAAAUAAAAUAAAACAAGAAGAAGAAGGUAACUUUGUUGGACAGCUACAAGAGUUAUGUCAAAGAAAAAUUUGGCCUCCGCCAUCCUACGAAUUUCUAACUAUCCCACAAUCUAUCCCAUCAGGUAAUGAGUAUAGUUGCAAAGUUAGGUUGUGGAAAUGGACUCAUACUGGAUUUGGAAAUUCAAAAAAAGCUGCUAAACGGCGCGCUGCAUAUGGACUUUUGGGGAACAUUACCAAGAACAACUUAACUAUACCACAAGAAGCUCUGGACUACAUGGAAGAGGAAACUCUUUCUUUACUUGACAAACAGGAUCAAACCAGCCUAAAAGAAAAUAAAUUAGAGAAUGAAGCUUCUGCACGCAUUUCUUCAAAAGCUCUUCGUGGUUUAUGGAACGCUAAAGGUAAUAAAGUUAGAGUCCCACCAAUGGAUAUUACGGAUAAGAUGGAUAACCCUUGUGAAUAUCUUGAGGGAAUUUGCGAGUGUGCGAAAAUCACGGUCGUAUAUACAUACGUGUCGGAAAAUGAACAAGGGAUGAUUUACUGUUUUGCUGAACUUUCUACGCUGCCACCACAUGUAAUCAAAAGUCAAUUAUCAUCAGAUCUAGCAAGUUCACGUAAAGAUGCUGCUCGCAGGUGUAUACUAUUUCUCAAAGCAAUGUCCUCUACAACGCCUUGCCUUAACUACAGUGAAUGGUUUCGUGUUCCUUCUACUGUUAAUAAAAUAUAAUGUGUUGAUAUGAUUAAUGUAUAACUGCCUAUUUUGUUUUUAACUAUAGAAACACGAUU
Messenger RNA from Heterobilharzia americana, 2109 nucleotides. The record is from the annotation of a GenBank genome assembly. NCBI's taxonomy places the organism in Eukaryota, Metazoa, Platyhelminthes, Trematoda, Strigeidida, Schistosomatidae.